Messenger RNA from Bipolaris victoriae FI3, 378 nucleotides. RefSeq lists its product as hypothetical. The annotation marks the transcript as partial. NCBI's taxonomy places the organism in Eukaryota, Fungi, Ascomycota, Dothideomycetes, Pleosporales, Pleosporaceae. The transcript has a single exon. The record is from RefSeq and is a predicted model, not a curated record.
AGAAAACAUCAAGAUGAUGUCAAACGCUUCCCCUGCAAGUACUGCAAGAAGUAUAGGGGAUACAAAGGUUUCAAACGUAGAGAUCAUCUCACGCAACACGUCCGGAGUUAUCACCAUAUUGGCGAGGAUGACCAGAAGAAACCAUGGGGUCGCACAACCCCUUGGUGUCGGAGAGUAGGGUGUUCCCAUCACGAGAUGUCUCCUGAAAAUAUUGGAAAGUCGGCUGCAUUCUUUACUCCAACAGAAUACAUGAAGCACAUGCGUACUGUCCAUGACCAGUCCGACCUCCCUUGCCCACAACCUGGCUGCGACCGCGUAAAUGGCAAGGGCUACUUCCGCAAGGGCGAUCUUCGUGCCCAUCUUCGCAAGGUCCACGGC